This is a messenger RNA of Penicillium cataractarum, 1236 nucleotides long. Its product is annotated as M20 family metallopeptidase. The coding region runs from base 1 to 1236 and encodes 411 amino acids. The record is from RefSeq and is a predicted model, not a curated record. Gene Ontology annotation, molecular function: dipeptidase activity. The transcript has 5 exons. Lineage: Eukaryota; Fungi; Ascomycota; Eurotiomycetes; Eurotiales; Aspergillaceae.
AUGACAGUCUCAAGCGUGGGAAUCGAGGAGGUUCGAGCGGCUGUUGACGUGGCUCUUGAUGAGCUACGGGAGUCACUACGGAAGGUGAACCAGGAGAUCUGGUCAAACCCCGAGCUUGCGUACGAAGAACACCAUGCCCACGAUACGAUCUGCACGUUCCUCGAAAAACAAGGAUUCACAGUUACUCGCCAUGCAUACGGUCUUGAUACAUCUUUUGAAGCAGUGAGCGGAUCAGGCGGUCGUCAGAUCAAUUUCAAUGCGGAGUAUGAUGCUUUGCCUGGUAUUGGACAUGCCUGCGGCCAUAACCUCAUCGCAACCAGUAGUAUUGCAGCCUUUCUAGCUCUUUCAUUCGCGUUGAAGAAGUUUGGUAUCCCAGGGCGCACACAAUUGCUGGGCACUCCAGCUGAAGAAAAUGGCGGGGGCAAGGCUGUGCUUAUUGAGGCGGGAGCUUACAAGAACGUGGACAUCUCUCUCAUGGCUCACUCUGGGCCCAAGAAGCUGUUCCCUGACCAAGAGCCAUCCGACGGAAUUGCAGGUACUCUUAUGAAUGCCCGCAAGAAUAUUCACUGCGAGUUCAGUGGCAAGAGUGCUCAUGCUGGCGGUAACCCGUGGGAGGGCAUCAACGCCCUGGAUGCCCUAGUCACGUCAUAUAACAACGUCGCGGUAUUACGCCAGCAGCUUUUGCCAGAGCAGCGAAUUCAUUGCGCCUUCAUGGAUACCCCAAAGGUAGCGAAUGUCAUUCCGGCGCAUACCAAGGCAUUCUGGCAGGUUCGAAGCCCUUCUCUCAAGGGGCUUAAUAACCUGGUGAGCAGAGUGCGCAACUGUAUCGAGGCGGGCGCGCUAGCGACUGGAUGCACUGUUAAGAUCAUCGAAGAGGAGCUUUAUACCGAUGUGCGGCUAAACGAUGUACUCUGCGAACGGUAUCAAGUUCACAUGGGCCAGUAUGAUCGGAAGGUACUCAAGCGACACGAUAAAGUUCUGACUGCAUCGUCUGAUAUUGGAAAUGUCAGCUACGAGAUACCUACCUUGCAUACCAUGUUCGGAAUUCCCACGCCAGACAACACGUUCCCCCAUCACCCCACAUACACUGCCUCCGCUGGAACCGACGAGGCACACGCAGAGGCAUUGAUUGUAGGCAAGGCACUAGCCAUGACUGGAUGGGAUAUGAUCACGAACGACGGAUUGUUCGAGACGGCGCAUCGGCAAUGGAAAGAGGAGAUUGAGCGGGAUGAUUAA